ACAGAAGGUGCUUGGCUGAUGACCCUGAAAGACACAGCAGAGAAGAUGGCUUGAGACUGAUUGGAAAACUACCAAAUCCACAGAAAACGAAACGUUUCCGAGGAACUGUUUUUAUCUGUAGUUUUAGUUAAGGCUUGAGGGGAUGGCCUCUUUCCCAGAAUUCCAGAAUGACUCGUCUAUCCACGAUGACCCUGGUGCAAGGGUGCCCCUGCCCUGGGCAGGAUUCAUCACUCUGUCUCUCCUCAUGGCCGUGUUCUCCAUCACAGCUGUCGUGUUGAAUGCUACAGUGAUAGUCGUUACCCUUCGGCACAAACAGCUGCGGCAGCCGCUGAAUUUUGCCCUGGUCAACCUUGCCGUUGCCGACUUGGGCAUCACGUUAACAGGAAGUGUGCCAUCUGUGGUGACCAAUGCAGUGGGCUACUACAUUACAGGACGGAUCGGAUGUGUACUGGAGGGAUUUUGUGUUGCAUUAUUUGGUAUAACAGCGCUGUGCACAGUGGCUCUGAUUGCUGUGGAACGGCUGUUCGUAGUGUGCAAGCCUCUGGGUACCAUCACAUUCCAGACCAAGCACGCCGCAGGAGGAUUGGCGUUCUCCUGGCUCUGGUCUCUGAUCUGGAAUACGCCGCCUCUCUUUGGCUGGGGGAGCUACCAGCUGGAGGGAGUCGGCACAUCCUGCGGACCCGACUGGCAGAGUCGAGAUCUCAGAAAUGUGUCUUACAUCAUCUGUUACUUCUCACUCUGUUUUGCUGUGCCAUUCGUCAUCAUUGUGGUGUCAUAUUCAUGGCUGCUCUACACGCUGAGACAAGUAGCGAAGGUUGGUGGCUGUGCAGCUGCGAGGGCAGAGUCUAAGGUGGCGUGGAUGGUGGUGAUGAUGGUGUUGGCGUUCCUCGUGAGCUGGCUGCCGUAUGCUGCUCUGGCUCUAAUGGUCGUCUUCAACCCUGAUGUCCAGUUACCUGUGCUGGUGAAGGUGGUACCCAUAUACAUGGCCAAGAGCAGCACUGUUUACAACCCCCUGAUCUACAUAUACAUGAACAAACAGUUCCAGAAGUUUGCAGUACUACUUCUGAUGUGUGGAAGGGACCCUUGGCCUUCAGAGGACGAUGCAUCUGAAGUUCAGACUGUUGUGUCACCAAUGAACAACAAAAUCAGCCCAGACUGACUUAAUAUUUCACUACGGUCAUGUUAGAGCAUCAUAAAUGUGAUUUUCUGCUAAAAGUGAGAUGGUCUGAUGGAUAUGCUGAUGCUAUUUCUUUCAUGUAUGUGUUUCCUAUUGAAGUUGAGAUGGAAGAUAUGUGGCUUGUCAUUUUUUUAAGCCAAUAGCCUUUCAUUCACAUCACAUCUGUGAUUCACUACUUGCUAAAGCAAUUCAGAAC
Carassius carassius (crucian carp) is the source of this 1373-nucleotide messenger RNA. Its product is annotated as parapinopsin-like. NCBI's taxonomy places the organism in Eukaryota, Metazoa, Chordata, Actinopteri, Cypriniformes, Cyprinidae. Bases 143 to 1159 code for a protein of 338 amino acids. The record is from RefSeq and is a predicted model, not a curated record. Gene Ontology annotation, cellular component: photoreceptor outer segment; membrane. The transcript has 4 exons. Gene Ontology annotation, biological process: G protein-coupled receptor signaling pathway; visual perception. Gene Ontology annotation, molecular function: G protein-coupled receptor activity.